AUGGCAGCAGAAGCUCAACAGCCGUUGAAAAUGGGGUUUUACAGAACCACAUGUCCCACCGCCGAGCAGAUUGUCAGAUAUACCGUCAGUAAGGCUGUCACUGCAAACCCUGGAAUGGCCGCCGGAAUCCUUCGCCUCUUCUUCCACGACUGCUUUGUCAGGGGUUGUGAUGCUUCACUUCUACUGAAAACGGUGCCGAACAGUGAAAUAGAGUCGGAGCAAGAUGCCGGAGCCAAUGUGGGAACCCUAAGAGGACUCGAGAUAAUAGACCAGGCUAAGGCCAAGCUCGAAGCCGCAUGCCCAAACACCGUCUCAUGUGCAGACAUCUUAGCUUUUGCCGCCCGUGAUAGCACCGCCGUCGUUGGUGGGUUCUCAUACACCGUCCCUGCCGGACGACGGGACGGAAGGGUUUCAAAUAUCGGUGAAGUCGACCUUCCGUCACCGGACUCUGAUGUGGAGGCUCUCAAGAGAGCCUUUGUGGCAAAAGGACUAAGUGUUGGUGAUAUGGUGGCGCUCUCUGGCGCCCAUUCUAUAGGGAGAUCGGGUUGCAAUUUUGUUAAACCUCGUCUCUAUUCUUUUAAUGGGACACAUGCCGAUCCCUCAUUGGAUCCAAAUUUUGUGGCGGUUUUGAAAAAGAAAUGCCCAAAGAACGGGAACUCGGGUACUACGGAUCUUGAUUUAGCGACUCCGAAUCGUUUGGACAAUCAGUAUUAUCGUAAUGUGAAACAACACAGGGUUUUGUUCUCUUCGGAUCAAGCUCUACUUGAUAGUCCGAUGACGGCCCGAACAGUAGCUAAAUAUGCGAGUAACUUGAACGCUUGGAGAAACGAUUUCGCUGCAGCGAUGAUACGUUUAGGUUCUAUUGAAGUGUUAACAGGGACCAAAGGUGAGAUUCGUAAGAAGUGUGGGGUUAGAAAUUAA
Molecule: messenger RNA, 921 nt
Organism: Cynara cardunculus var. scolymus (artichoke)
Lineage: Eukaryota; Viridiplantae; Streptophyta; Magnoliopsida; Asterales; Asteraceae
Product: peroxidase 1-like
Exons: 2
Coding region: 1-921 (306 amino acids)
Biological process (GO): hydrogen peroxide catabolic process; response to oxidative stress
Cellular component (GO): plant-type cell wall; plasmodesma
Molecular function (GO): peroxidase activity; heme binding
Source: RefSeq, a predicted model, not a curated record